This is a messenger RNA of Glossina fuscipes, 2891 nucleotides long. Its product is annotated as zinc finger protein 729-like. Bases 50 to 2506 code for a protein of 818 amino acids. Gene Ontology annotation, cellular component: nucleus. Gene Ontology annotation, molecular function: DNA-binding transcription factor activity, RNA polymerase II-specific; RNA polymerase II transcription regulatory region sequence-specific DNA binding; zinc ion binding. The record is from RefSeq and is a predicted model, not a curated record. Lineage: Eukaryota; Metazoa; Arthropoda; Insecta; Diptera; Glossinidae. The transcript is spliced from 5 exons. Gene Ontology annotation, biological process: regulation of transcription by RNA polymerase II.
UAAUAAUAUUAAUAGACGAAUCUUCUAUAAACUCUAAGUAAAUGGAGUUAUGGAGCAAGAACAAUUCAUACAAUUGGAAGUAUGUCGCAUUUGUGUAAAUUGUUUUCCACUUGCCGAAAUGGACUUCAUCAGUAUUUUCGAUAUUAAUGAGGAAUUUUCCAAAGAGUUAUUAUUCAUUCAACAAGAGAUUAACACAUGGGAAAUAAAUAUAUCACCAGGUGACGGCUUACCACAGAGAAUGUGUGCAAACUGUUUUUCCAAAUUUCGCAGUAUUGAAACUUUUCGCCAAGAAUGUUGGGAGGCUCAACAGAAGCUUUUGCAAACUUUAAUACAACCCAAUGAUAUAGGAUUCGCGAACUCUAGCGAUAAUCUUGUACAAAACGAAAAAUGUUCACAUUUGUUUAGCAAUUUAGAACAUAACGAAUCUCAUCAAUUGUUGACAAGUGGACAAAAUCCAAUCCCAUUGCAUGAGUAUUCUGAGUAUGAAGGUAACUUUUCUCAACUCAUGGACUCUUCGUCGAUGAUGUUACCAAAUGAUAUAAUGGACUCGACCAACGAGUUGGAUUUCAUAGCACCUACUGAAGCAGAUUUAUGCUCACAUACAACAGCCAACCCAUCUGCCAAUUCUCUCUAUUUAAACGAAAGUGGACUUAAAACUGAAAGUGUGGAACCUGAAACGAUCGCUAAGACGGAAGUGACACAAGUCAUCACUGAAGAUUUUGAGGCACUAUUACAGCAUAGUAUUAUUCCCAAUAAAAGCAAAAAUGAUUGUGUAAAUAUAAACGAGGAAGCAAGCCAAAAAGUAAUUGAAAAAAAUAAAGUAACUAUUCAAAAGGUUGAAGUUUUGACAGAACCCAAUACAAUAAUGACUUCUAGUAAUGAUUGUUGGAAUUCAGAUAAUGAAUGUGAUGACCCUAAAGUGAAUGAACGGUUACUUGGUAUAACCUUUGCCUGCUAUUAUUGUUAUUGUCCUGACGUCGGCGCAAUAGGGCAUAUAAUAUUUGCCAAUGAUGAAGAUCUCUCAGAACAUUUUUUCAUUGUACAUGACCCGAAUCGCCCUUACAAUUGCCCCGAUUGCACGCUGACAUAUAAAACCCAAAACAUGCGCGACAAUCAUUUUCGUUUGCAACAUUUAAAUAAUCAGGGGCGCGAAUGUAAUUUUUGUCAUCAGCCCGUGGAUCCAUUACCUGGUCAACAUAUUAAGCAUCAAUUGCAAUGUCUAUAUGUGGGCGACUGGGAAUGUGAUAAUUGCAAACAGAAAUUUUUGUGCACAAGUCUUGCACGUUUUCGAUUGCAUCAACUAAGCCAUGACCCAAUAAAGCAAUUAAAGUGUACUUUAUGCGAUCGUAACUUCUUGCGCCGUGCUAAUUUAGAAGCUCAUCAGGAAACUCACGCGGAUGAUAAUUUGCUCCCAUAUAAUUGUCAUGAGUGUGCGAAAGGCUUUUCUAACGAAUAUAACUUGAAAUAUCAUAAAUAUGUGCAACAUAAGGGCGAUAUUCCUGCUAAAUGUGAAUUUUGUCAUAAAGGCUUCGUCUCACUUUCGUAUCUACAGCGUCAUAUUCGCAAAACACAUUUUAAGCAAUCUUCAGACCAAGAUAUCUCCGCACUUUUACGAUGUCCCCGGUGCGAAGGUCACUUUGAGACCUUACAACAGCUUUGCUUGCAUAUGCAACAAUCCAAAGAUCAAAGCGGUAAAUGCAUUGACUUGCCAGUUAAUACUUUAAAGCACAACAACAAAAGACGCCAACAAGGUCAAGGCAGUUACAUGUGUCCAAAUUGUCCACGACGUUUCAGAGUGAAAACACAAUUUCAAAGGCACGUCAGUGCACACGAUCCCACGAAUUCGAAAUCCUUUCAGUGCCAAGAAUGUGAGGCUCAUUAUAGUAGUGCAUGGCAUCUCGAGAAACAUGUUAGGAUGGCUCAUGUGAAUACAAACACUUACGUUUGUGAAGAAUGUGGUAAAUGUUUUGCUUUUAAGAAAGAUUUAAACGAUCAUAAGUUGUACCAUACGGUUGAAUUGCGUGAUGUUGAUGUGCAAGCAAUACGUGAUAUGAAUACAGAAUCGUUAAUGAAUGGCAUCGAUAUACCAGAACUGAAGCAUAAUUUUAUUAAUGAAAAUCAUAUCAUUAAUGAUAACGAUGACAAUGAUAUAAAUCACAAUCAUUCUUCUGGGAAUUACAAUGAUUUAAGUCAACUACCUUUUAAUAUCAUAGAUCGGAGCAUAGAAGAAGUGACCGAAAUUGCUCCAACAACUACAAAUGACGCCCUUACCAUGCAUUCUUCGGAUGACCAAAUGAUGAUGGAUUAUGUUAUCGACAACAGUUGUAUAAAUUUUGCGCAUUCAUCUAAUGAUAACAUAAUCAAUGGCAUUAUCCAAAAUGAUCUAAACAUAUCCGGUAAUCACGCGUACUUAUUGCCUUCGACAUCCAGCAACAGUCAUGGUCAGCUUGAUCAAUACUUCAUGUCCUCUUUAUUGGAUACCGAACAAGAAGUUACAGUUGCCUAGUAGUUCAUUUUGCUUUCGGUUUUACCACCUUUGGUUGAAAAUUUUCUUUAGUGAGAUUAAGAAUGUAAAAUGUGAAAAAAUAUUUUAAAAGAAUUCAUGAAUAACUUGCAAAUAUUGUCACGUAAGUAUCCGAAAUCGCGCGAUAGUACAAAUGAUAGUAGGAAUAAAAAAGGAUACUGAUCGAUUUAUUGAGCCAUCCACAAAUCGCAACCGUUUGGUGACGGAUAUUUAAGAUGCGUAUAAUCAAAAGCGAAUAAAGCGCUCUUUUUUACGUGUUACUUAGAAUGUUUACAUUUAAGAUAUACGUUUGUUUUACUAAAAAUUAUUGAAUUAUGGAGAAAAUUUCAAUUCUUACUUUUUUGGAGUAUUUUUCUUCGUUCUUAUU